Molecule: messenger RNA, 990 nt
Organism: Nerophis lumbriciformis (worm pipefish)
Lineage: Eukaryota; Metazoa; Chordata; Actinopteri; Syngnathiformes; Syngnathidae
Gene: utp11
Product: UTP11 small subunit processome component
Biological process (GO): rRNA processing
Cellular component (GO): nucleolus; small-subunit processome
Source: RefSeq, a predicted model, not a curated record
ACCGGAAACCACGUGGUUGUACGGAAAGCGAUUUGAGGAGCAGCACACGAGCGUUGAAUGUCCCAAGUUUUAAUUUAAGGGCAUUUAAAAAAACAACCUUGUAUAAUACGUUUUUUUCUGACAUUUUUUAGAUAUGUCGUCGUUCAGAAAAGCCUUAAAAUCCCGACAGAGAAACCACCAUGAACGAUCUCAGCCUGCGUUUAGGAAGCAUUUGGGACUCCUACAGAAGAAGAAAGACUACAAACUCCGUGCAGAUGACUACCACAAGAAGCAAAACACCCUCAAAGCCCUUAAGAAGAAGGCUCUGGAGAAGAAUCCAGACGAGUUCUACCAUAACAUGGUCAACUCGCAGAUAAAGGAUGGCAUUCACACGUCUAAAGAGGGGGACCCGAUGACAGAGGAGCAGAAGAAAGUGAUGAGGACUCAAGAUAUCAAAUACGUAGAGCUGAAGAGGGUGGCGGAGUCAAGGAAAAUAGAGCGCAUGAAGGCGAGUCUCCAUCUUCUACAGGUGGAUGGCAGACAAAAAAACAACCACACCUUUUUUGUGGAUUCCAAAAAGGAAGUGCAGUCGUUUGACUUGGCCGAGCACCUCAACACUGUCCCCGAGCUGGUGGAUCGAGCGUACAACAGGCCGACAGUGGACACGCUGAGGACCAAGCGCUUUCCCAGAGACAUACAGCCCAUCGACCUCAUGAAACUGUCCAAGAAACAGUACUUCGAGUACAGGCUUCUUUCCCAAAGGAUCGACCGCGAAAGCAAAUUGUUUGUCAUCAGCCAGAAAAUCCAGGCACGCAAGGACCUACAGGAUAAAACCAAGAAAGUGAAAGUAAAGGACGAGACACCUGGUUCUGCUCCCAUCUACAAGUUUGAGACCAAGAGGAAACGCUGAGUCCGCCACAGUGCUCAAAUUUAUUGCUACUACUCGUUGUUGUACAUACAAACACUUCUUUUCUCUGCUAGGUAUUAAACAAUAAAAUAUAUUUGACUUCA